CCCUCUCUCGCUUCCAUCUUGCUCUCCGCGUGUGUUUGCUGCUAGCGUGCAGGUCAGUGAGGAGAUCUAAAAUACUCUCUUUCCUGCACAGACACUUCCAGCUCCAAGGCUCAAGAUGAAAGAGACAAUAAUGAACCAGGAGAAAUUAGCCAAACUGCAGGCACAAGUCCGCAUCGGUGGAAAGGGCACUGCACGCAGAAAGAAGAAGGUUGUACACAGAACCGCUACCGCAGAUGACAAGAAACUUCAGUUUUCUCUGAAAAAGUUGGGCGUCAAUAACAUCUCCGGCAUUGAAGAGGUGAACAUGUUUACAAACCAGGGAACAGUGAUCCAUUUCAACAACCCCAAAGUGCAGGCUUCGCUGGCAGCCAACACCUUCACUAUCACAGGCCAUGCCGAGACCAAGCAACUCACAGAGAUGCUGCCAUCAAUUCUCAAUCAGCUCGGUGCCGAUAGCUUGACCAGUCUGAGAAAACUCGCUGAGGCCCUGCCCAAACAAGCUGGUGAUGGAAAAGCACCAGUAGCAGCAGGAGAGGAAGAUGAUGAUGAAGUUCCAGAUCUUGUGGAGAACUUCGAUGAGGCUUCAAAGGACGAGGCUAACUAACUCGAAAGGAGAGACAGACGUUCAGAAUCUCCAAACUCAGCUGGGCCACGUGGGACUCCCUCUUCCCCUCUCUGCAGUUUUUUAUUUUUUUUUUAAAUGUAUUGCAGUCUUUUUUCUCCCCCCCCCCCCCCCCCCCCAUGCACUGCUGUGUUCCCCCUGUGUCCAUGCUGAGAGUGUAAGAAGUGUAUUUAGCCACACAGUGUUGUAGUGUGGUGUGCGAGUGUGUGCGGUCCCCAGGGCGUCUUGUCCAUCUAUUCCUGUUACUGAGACUUGCCUUUGCGGCCUAGCUGAAUCCCACAUCUGGAAAUAAACAUUUGCUUUUGAUGAGCUUAAUAAAUACA
This is a messenger RNA of Ictalurus furcatus (blue catfish), 945 nucleotides long. RefSeq names its product basic transcription factor 3 (gene btf3). The transcript is spliced from 6 exons. The coding region runs from base 116 to 604 and encodes 162 amino acids. NCBI's taxonomy places the organism in Eukaryota, Metazoa, Chordata, Actinopteri, Siluriformes, Ictaluridae. Gene Ontology annotation, cellular component: nascent polypeptide-associated complex; cytosol. The record is from RefSeq and is a predicted model, not a curated record.